Penaeus vannamei (Pacific white shrimp) is the source of this 2745-nucleotide messenger RNA. The record is from RefSeq and is a predicted model, not a curated record. NCBI's taxonomy places the organism in Eukaryota, Metazoa, Arthropoda, Malacostraca, Decapoda, Penaeidae.
AGCGCCAAGAAGCACAUGCAGAAGAAAGAUCAGAGACUGAGUCCUUCGCACCUGAGAACGACGCAAGUCAGAGGAACUGUGCAACAAGCAUCUGUGGCCUGCAGUUUCUUCUGCAAGAUGGCGGGAGGAGAGAGAGGUCCUGAAGCAAGGCACUUUCCCCAUGCUUCCCCAGCCCUCGCCUCACCGCACAUAGCGCCCCCGCCUCUCACCAUGGGCGUUAACAGCCGGAACAUCGCGGCUUAUGGGCGGGCGGGCCUGGUCUUGCUUCUUGGGCGUUUCAGCUCAGCCGCCAUCCUCAAGCCGGUCUUCGAAGACGGGUCGUGCGAGCGGGGCUGGUUCAGCUGCGGCGACAACGGGACCCAUUGCAUCGAGCAGCGGUUCCUGUGCAACCAGGAGGAGGAAUGUCCCGAAGGCGAGGAUGAAGAAGGAUGCGUGAACGACAAGGGCGACAACCAGGUGAUGAAGAAGAUCCUGAGCAAGGCUGUGUUUCCGUGGCAGGACAGACACAGAUGCAGUCUGACCAAAUACCCAAGCGCGUGUGUCUGCAGGAAAUUGACCAUGCUCCACUGCCCUGGAAUUGACAUCUUAGAAGUCCCGCAAGACAUCGACCCAGCUGUCACCGCCCUUCUACUCCAGAACAACUCCAUCAGCUUGAGUCGAAACUCCUUCUCGCGCUACCCUCAACUCACGCUCCUCCACCUGGAAAGCAACAACUUGACCCAGCUGCCGGAUGGUGCGUUCCACGGCCUCAACCACCUGCGGCGCCUGUUCCUGAUGAACAACGCCCUGAAGGAGUUGACCCCGGAUGCCCUGGAAGGCCUGUCCUCGCUCGUGGACCUUGACCUGACCACGAACCUCGUCUCGGACUUCGAUUCACUCAUGAGUCAUCUGCCGAAGCUCGAGUCGCUCUGGCUCAACCACAACCAAGUUACUCUCGAGGGACGGUCUGUGAGUCCGAGAUCAAGACACCUGCUCGAGCUGUCACUGGAGAACAACAUGAUAAAGAAGAUAACGAAGGACUCCCUCAAGGGCCUCACUGGCCUUACGUCACUGUACCUCCGCCACAACCAGAUCAGGAGCAUCGAGCCCGGAGCCUUCCUGCAGCAGCGGCGCCUGCUCGAUCUAGAGCUCAACUAUAACCUUCUGAGCCACUUGGCUGACGGAUAUGAUCAUCCGCCAUGGGCCUCAAGUCCCUCGUGUUUUAGUCUGUCAAUGCGGCAUUUCCUCUCUCUUGCUAAAUUUCACUGGCAAUUACUCCAGGCACGUGUUCUCACAAGCAUCGUGCUUGGUCUUUCUUGCAUUAGACAAUCGGUAGACCGUGCGUAUUCUCCAAUACUUGCUUUUGGUUCCAGGAGCGAGUUUAUGACGGACCCAUGUGCCUGGAGGCCAUUCGCUCUUCUGACUUUCCUGGAGUCUGACAGCCGUGAGGAUACGUUGUCUCAAGAGGCGAAAGCCUUAGGUCCUCGCUGGUGUGUCCCAUGGAAUGAUUCGUUGUGCUCUCUAUCUCUUAAAGCAGCCCACGACGGCCUUUACAAUGACUCAAACGCCUCAGAAAGAUUGGGCGAAACCUUGUAUGGUACACUGGCAGUGUUAGAUGCCUCGAACCUGGACGGCAACCCGCUUCAGGUUCUAGAAGUUUCCACGCUCUCGGCUCUGCCCAGCCUAGCGUCGCUACGCCUGACGGAGAUGGACCUUCAGGAGGACGUCUUGGUCAACAUCUCCAACGGACUAGGACUUCAGACGGCGCCCAAUCUCUCCCACAUAUACACGUUAAGGUUCCGGUAUUGUGGCCACUUCCCCACCGUUCCCGACUGCCACCCCAAGACAGACGGUGUAUCGUCCUUCGAACACUUACUCGUAAGGGUGGAACUUCGUGUAGCUGUGUGGCUUGUGGCGUUCCUCACCCUGCUAGGUAACGUGACCGUGCUCGGGGGGCGGGGCUUAGCGAGGGGAGAUAACAAGUUGCUCUCGCUCUUCAUAAGGAAUCUCGCCGUUGCCGACCUCCUCACCGGGCUGUACCUCCUGGUGGUGGCGGUGAAGGACCAGGAGUUCAGGGCAGAGUACCACGAACACGCUUACUACUGGAUGACCUCGUGGGAGUGUACGAUUACGGGAGUGCUGGCUAUGACUUCGGCUGAGGUGUCCGUCCUGGUCCUGGCCUUCAUGUCCGUCGAGCGGUGGAUGUGCAUCGCCUGGCCCCUCAGGAGUCCUCGGCUCUCCCUGCGCAGCGCCAGGAGUGUCCUCGCCGGGAUAUGGGCGCUGGGCCUCCUGCUGGCGCUCGCUCCAGUGAUGUACUACCGCAGCAAGCAGGGCUUCUACGGGACGAACGGACUGUGCUUCCCGCUGCACCUGGACGAUCCCUGGGUCCCCGGGUGGCUCUACUCGGCGCUCGUCUUCGUCGGCAUCAACCAAGUCGGGGUGGUGCUGAUCCUCCUGGCCUACACGGGGAUGUUCCUGAGCAUCCGCCUGACCCGGGGGUCGACGCCCCUCAACCAGGGGGACCGCGAGUUCGCCCUCAGGUUCUUCUUCAUCGUCUUCACGGACUGCCUCUGCUGGACGCCCAUCAUCGUCCUCCGCGUCCUCGCCCUCGCGGGGGUCGCCAUCAGCCCCAAGCUCUAACGCCUACGUGGUGGUGGUCCUCCUGCCCAUCAACUCGGCCAUCAACCCGUUCCUCUACACCUUCACGACCGUCAAGUUCCGCACUCAGGCCCGCCGCUCCUGUCCCGGCGCGGCUGCUGCCCUCUG